AUGGGCUCCCUCGCAGAAGAUGUGGCCGUGCCGACGGGUGUCCCCGACACCGGAUUUACCCCGGUUGUGCUUCGUGUGCGUGGAGCAGAGGUGACCUCCGUGCCCAUCCGCAAGGGCCUGUGGGACGGUGCCGAGGAGCCGGGCGCCUGGGAACCGUCGCCAAGAUCCAACCCUCGCCCGCGAGAAGCCCCGAGGCUGCACCGCAAGCGUCUCAUUUGUGCCGUCACCUGCCUGCGAGCUUUUCCCCGGUGGGCGGGGCGCUUCAUCCACGGCCCGCCUCCUGGCCCCCGGGAUUGGUCGGAAGCUGCCUGUCCUCCAGCUGGGCCAAUCACGAUCCCCCCCUUUGCCAGUCGGGAUUGGUGCUCGCUGGGCACGUGCAGAGCAGUCCCGGUGCCGGCCUUGAUUGGCUCGUGCGGGGCACGUGACCGACAGGCCCAGGGUCCUCUGCGGCCGAGGCGGGCGGCCGUGACGUCUCCCGUGGCCCGGCGGAGCUGUGACGGAGACCGCUGUCGGAGCUCAGGACCCGGGGGCCGCCUCUCCGGGAGCCAAGGGAGGCGGUGCAGACACAGGGGAAGAACAUUCCAGAUGCCAAGAAGAGCGGGCAGAUUGGAGCCCCCAACUGUGGCAGCAAGGUUGACACUCUCUUCAGAGUUGAGGCUGCUUCCUGGAAAAGUCAGCCCAGGCGGCCGAAGGCGCCCUUUCCCCUGAACUGCCUGCCUGGCGGGGUGUUUCCAGGUGGUCCGAGGAGGCGCCUCCCACGAUAGUACGCGGGAAGGCUGCCUGCUCACCUCCUUACCAGGUAUUCGUAAUCAGACACCCCCAGACCCGUGUCCUCUCCGAUCUCAGGGAACGGCCACACGUGUCCCCUGUGAGCGAGGGCCUGUCGCUCUCGUCGCCCCUGUCCCACCCUGGGCUCUGGUGAGAAGUGAGGGUCUCAC
Messenger RNA from Panthera uncia (snow leopard), 938 nucleotides. RefSeq lists its product as uncharacterized. The transcript is spliced from 6 exons. NCBI's taxonomy places the organism in Eukaryota, Metazoa, Chordata, Mammalia, Carnivora, Felidae. Bases 1 to 708 code for a protein of 235 amino acids. The record is from RefSeq and is a predicted model, not a curated record.